Cornus florida is the source of this 1716-nucleotide messenger RNA. Its product is annotated as guanosine nucleotide diphosphate dissociation inhibitor 2. Gene Ontology annotation, molecular function: Rab GDP-dissociation inhibitor activity. Bases 191 to 1525 code for a protein of 444 amino acids. The record is from RefSeq and is a predicted model, not a curated record. Gene Ontology annotation, biological process: vesicle-mediated transport; protein transport; small GTPase-mediated signal transduction. The transcript is spliced from 14 exons. Gene Ontology annotation, cellular component: cytoplasm. Lineage: Eukaryota; Viridiplantae; Streptophyta; Magnoliopsida; Cornales; Cornaceae.
UAUGUCUCGCCUUGAAAAACAUUUUCUUUUGUCUUCAAAUCAAACACUCUCCGUCUAAUCUAUGUAUUCAUCAAAAUAGUAAUAGCAUUAAAAAUAAAAAAAAUUAAAGACCCACUUUAGCUUUCCUCAAUCAACAAACAAAGCAUCUCUCUGUGUGCGUCUGUGUGUGUGAGUCCUCGCCGAUUCAGCCAUGGAUGAAGAAUACGACGUGGUAGUGCUGGGCACGGGUCUCAAAGAAUGCAUCCUCAGUGGGCUUCUCUCCGUUGACGGUCUCAAGGUUCUGCACAUGGAUAGGAAUGACUAUUAUGGAGGAGAGUCGACUUCACUCAAUCUCAUUCAGCUCUGGAAGAAGUUUAAGGGAAAUGAUAAACCUCCAGCACAUUUGGGUUCUAGCAGGGAUUAUAAUGUGGACAUGAUCCCGAAGUUUAUGAUGGCAAAUGGUACCCUUGUACGCGUCCUCAUUCACACUGAUGUUACAAAAUAUUUGUCCUUCAAAGCAGUAGAUGGCGGCUAUGUCUACAAUAAAGGAAAGGUACACAAGGUGCCGGCAACUGACAUGGAGGCACUAAAAUCUCCUCUAAUGGGCAUCUUUGAGAAGCGCCGUGCUCGCAAAUUCUUUAUAUACGUCCAAGAUUAUGAUGAAAGUGAUCCCAAAACACACGAGGGAAUGGAUCUUACUAGAGUGAAAACGAGAGAGCUUAUUGCAAAAUAUGGUCUUGAUGACAACACUGUGGACUUUAUUGGUCAUGCAUUGGCGCUUCACAGAGACGACCGCUAUUUAGAUGAACCUGCAUUAGAUACUGUGAAGAGAAUGAAGCUAUAUGCAGAGUCUCUUGCACGGUUUCAAGGAGGAUCUCCGUACAUUUACCCCUUGUACGGAUUAGGAGAGCUCCCUCAGGCUUUUGCUCGGCUCAGUGCUGUUUAUGGUGGGACUUACAUGUUGAAUAAACCUGAGUGCAAGGUAGAGUUCGACGAGGAAGGCAAGGUUAUUGGUGUCACAUCAGAAGGGGAAACUGCUAAGUGCAAGAAAGUUGUUUGUGAUCCUUCCUACUUGCCCAACAAGGUCAGGAAGGUUGGCAGGGUCGCAAGAGCAAUUUGCAUUAUGAGCCACCCAAUUCCAAACACCAAUGAUUCUCACUCAGUGCAGGUUAUUCUGCCGCAGAAGCAGUUGGGUCGCAAGUCAGAUAUGUAUCUCUUUUGUUGUUCUUAUUCACACAAUGUUGCCCCAAAGGGGAAAUUCAUUGCAUUUGUAUCAACGGAGGCGGAGACUGAUCAUCCAGAGACUGAACUAAAGCCGGGAAUUGAUCUUCUAGGGCCCGUGGACGAGAUAUUCUUUGAUAUCUAUGACAGAUAUGAACCGGUUAAUGAGCCUUCUCUGGAUAAUUGUUUUAUAUCAAAUAGCUAUGAUGCCACAACUCACUUUGAGUCAACUGUCAUCGAUGUGCUCAAUAUGUAUUCCUUGAUAACUGGGAAGGUUCUUGACCUCAGUGUGGAUCUAAGUGCUGCCAGUGCUGCUGAAGAAUGAGAAGUUGCAUGGGGUGUGCUUGCACGUACCUGUGCUUCCUUCUUGCCAAAUUCAGUAAAACAUCACAUAUUUCUGUGUGAUUUACCUAAUCAAAAAGCGCUUGGAUUUGACUUGAUUUUCUCUUUUAAUCAUAUAUAUUAUCAUAUCAUAAUGUAAUAAAAAAUGGUCUUCGAAUGCUGCUUGUUUGUUAA